Messenger RNA from Anopheles marshallii, 1530 nucleotides. It is a transcript of the gene Usp39, whose product is annotated as U4/U6.U5 tri-snRNP-associated protein 2. The transcript has 3 exons. The record is from RefSeq and is a predicted model, not a curated record. Gene Ontology annotation, biological process: spliceosomal complex assembly; mRNA processing; protein deubiquitination. Gene Ontology annotation, molecular function: cysteine-type deubiquitinase activity; zinc ion binding. Lineage: Eukaryota; Metazoa; Arthropoda; Insecta; Diptera; Culicidae. Bases 1 to 1530 code for a protein of 509 amino acids.
AUGGCCCCAGUGAAAGAAACCAUCUCACAAACCGGGCGACAGGCAGCACCAGCGGCCAAGAAGCCUAAGCUGGAGGACCUUCCAGAUGAGGAUGGUGAAAACAGUGGUCAGUUGGCUGUAAAACGGAAGCAAACUGUUACGGAUCGAUCCAAACAGUGUCCCUAUCUGGACACAAUCAAUCGACAUCUGCUUGAUUUUGAUUUCGAGAAGCUUUGUUCCGUUUCGCUGACCCGCAUCAACGUUUACGCAUGUCUGGUGUGCGGAAAAUACUUCCAGGGUCGCGGAACUAACACUCACGCGUACACCCAUUCUGUAGCGGAAUCGCACCACGUGUUUCUGAACUUAUCCACUCUGAAAUUUUAUUGUUUGCCGGAUAACUACGAGAUUAUUGAUUCGUCGUUGGACGACAUUAAGUAUGUGCUGGAUCCGGUGUUUACUUUGCGGGACAUUCGCAGCCUGGAUCGGGAAGAUGUGAAGCAAUCACGUACGGUCGACGGUACCUUCUAUCACCCGGGUGUGGUAGGUUUGAACAACAUCAAAGCCAACGAUUACUGCAACGUAAUCCUGCAGGCAUUGUCACACGUGAAACCGAUCCGUGACUUCUUUCUAAUGGAGAAAAACUAUGCCAACAUUAAACGGCCUCCUGGCGAUACGGCCUUUACCUUGGUGCAGCGUUUCGGUGAGCUGUUGCGUAAGUUGUGGAAUCCACGCAACUUUAAGGCACACGUUUCACCACACGAGAUGCUGCAAGCGGUUGUGCUGUGGAGUAACAAGCAGUUCCAGAUCACGAAGCAGGGUGAUCCGAUCGAGUUUCUUUCAUGGUUUUUGCACAGUUUGCAUAAGCAGCUGCGGGGGAAUAAGCAACCGGACUCGUCCGUGAUUAAUCGUAGCUUUUUGGGAGAGAUGAAAAUUUACACACGGAAACUACCACCAACCGAAUUGGAUGAUGUUCAGAAGCAGCUUCUAUUGGCUACGGAUGAAUAUCAGGAAAAGGAAGAAACGUCGACAUUUUUAUAUCUGACGUGUGAUCUUCCCGCGACACCACUGUUCAUCGACGAACUGCGGGAAAACAUUAUCCCACAGGUGAAUCUGUACCAACUGCUGGCCAAGUUUAACUCCAUCUCGGAGAAGGAGUACAAAACGUACAAGGAUAACUUUUUGAAGCGAUUCGAAAUCACUCGCCUGCCCAAGUAUGUCAUCCUUUACAUUAAACGGUUCACUAAGAACACGUUCUUCUUGGAGAAAAAUCCAACCAUCGUCAACUUUCCGGUCAAAAACGUGGAUUUUGGUGAUAUCUUGACAGAGGAAAACAAGAAAACUCAUCGAUACACCAAAUACAAUCUGGUGGCAAACAUCGUGCACGACGGUGAACCCAAUUCCGGCACUUACCGGUGUCACAUCUUGCAGAAAAGCACUAACCAGUGGUACGAAAUGCAGGAUCUACAUGUAACCAACAUUCUGCCACAGAUGAUCACGCUAACCGAGGCGUACAUCCAGAUCUACGAACUCCAGGAAAGCGAUGAAACGUAA